AUGAAGCACUUGGAUCCGAGGCUAGCAAACCAACGCACUUGUGCCACUCGUGGUCGGGACGCUGGCCAGCAGGUCGAUACCAUCCGUCCCGCUCGUGGAACCCCAGCGAGGGCAGCCACACAGAGUCAGAUGCAGCAAUCUACUUCAAUAGCCACCAGAACACACGGGGCCAAGCGUAAAUCGAGCGCGCAAUUGAUGCCUGGCUCGCCCCUGGUAUCCAAAAGAAGGUCGAUCCAGGGGCCGUCGACAAAGCAGGCUCAAGUAGCCGUGAAUGCUCCAGCCCCCGUUCCUGUUGACAGGCCUCAGUUAGAUGUUGCGAACGCUCGCCGUGACGUUUUGGAGCCCCAACCCGACAUGAUGGCCAGGUGUACUCCAGAGGAGCAGGCUAAGAAUUGGGACGCUGCCCUCGUGGCGGAAUUCCGAGCUCACAUCGAUCAAAAAAUCCAGUUCCUCCACCGUCAUCUGGAAUGGGAUCGGGAGACGUUCAACCGCCAGUUCGAGAUCGACAGCCGACGGCUUGAAUGGGAGAAGCAGAUGUAUGACCGCCAGUUGCAUCUCGGCAACCCCCAGUACGAAAGAGAGAAAGAGGCCCUCGAACGACGGUUGAAUGCCGACCAGCGCCGAUUUGAGCGGAGGAAAGAGCGCUAUGAGAGAGACCGGGAGACGUAUGAGCAGGACAGACGAUGGCGGUUGGAUCGGGUGUUGGCUGCCGAGCAGCGUCUUCCAGCGAGCUUCCAACUUAUGUGUUGGGGAUUCCGGCGCCUCAUGUCAAGAUCGACGUUCACCCCCGAUAUCGCUCCGCUCCUGCGAUCCAAAGAAAGCUGGGGUCGGGUCUCAAGGCGCAAGCGUAGGAAUGUGGUAUCGGCAGUCCUUCUCGAUGACCCUCCUGAGCCGGCCGGGCCGACCUUCGCCGACGGACGACGUCUGGCCAUCCACAGUGGCACGCAGACCCGCUCUCGAAUGGAUCGGGACGACGAGGAGGAGGAGGGGCCAUGGACAUUUGCAGAAGCGUUCCAGUCCUACGUCGACCAAAAGGGCGAGUUCUACAGCCGCCAUUCGGCAUGGGAGGCCGAGAAGUUCCGGCGCCAGCAGGCUCUUCUCGACCGUCGCAGCGACUGGGAGAGCGAGAAGUUCGAGCGCAAAUUGAAGGCCGACAGGGAGGAGUCUGAACGCAGGAGGAGGGAGCUCGACCGCCGGAUGCAGGCGGAUAGGGAGGAGCUCGAUCGCCAGUUGCAGGCCCAAAGAGCUAGCGUACAACAAGAACUGCUGGAGAUUAGGCGCCAGUGGGAGACUUGUCGAGCUCAAACAAAUAUAAUCUAG
This is a messenger RNA of Puccinia triticina, 1320 nucleotides long. RefSeq lists its product as uncharacterized. The record is from RefSeq and is a predicted model, not a curated record. The coding region runs from base 1 to 1320 and encodes 439 amino acids. The transcript has a single exon. Lineage: Eukaryota; Fungi; Basidiomycota; Pucciniomycetes; Pucciniales; Pucciniaceae.